GAAAGAGAAAGAGAACAGUUAUAUCAUGUACGGAAUGUCAUAGACGAAAACAGAAAUGUGACCGCAGUUGGCCUUGCCAAAAUUGUCUCAAGCGAGGUAAAAUGUCACUUUGCCAGUACGAGGGCCUUGAGCCUCCGAAGACCCCUCUUUCGGGUGACUCCUCUAGUUCUGGCACUCGCAAUGAGCUAAAUGUGGAUUCGAAAACCAUUGAGCCAAAUGGGCCGCUGGACUUGAACACAGACACAGCGUUGGACCGCAACGUACUGGUCAGUGGCCUGGGAUACUCUGCACAUACCAGUCACAGCACCCUAGGUGUCUUGGGAGCGCUUGAGACGCACAGUUAUAUCGGAACCCCGUUCUCGGCCAGCAAAGAGACGGUCGGGGGGAACCUUCAGUAUGACAUAGCCUCCAAAUACAAAGACUCCGUACGGUACCUGCCAGCAAGCCAUCACAUCCAUCAACUGCUCGAUUUCUUCUUCUCCCAUGUUAAUUGGGCUUACGACGUGAUUGAUGAGAUCACCUUUCGACGCCAGUUGGAGUCUUGGACGAACAUCCCCUACUCGAUGUUGCAACGCGAUCCCAAUGAAUUAGAUCCGGAGAUACGCGUGUUUCCCGCGUUAUUACUUCAGGUUUUAGCCCAGACAUUGCUGUACCAUCCAUCGAACGAUGAAACACUCGUUUCUUUGAAGUAUAUGCCAGGAAUGUCGUUCCACGACGUUGCCAAAGAGCUCAGCGAUGCAGGAGCCACAAUUCUGGACCUGCUAGGGAAGAGGUGUCUUACACUAGGUACGGUUCAAACUGGCUUGCUGAGGGCAGCAUUCUUGAAAAGUAGCGGUCUUGUGGUCGAAGCUUGGCAUACGCUUGGGAGUGCGAUUCGAGAUGCGCAAGAAUUGGGUCUUCAUUUCAACGAAGGUAUCUUUGAGCAGCGCCUGCCAUGCUCAGAUGCAGAAGAGGCAGUUUGGGACCGUGAGAGGCGCAGCAGACUCUGGCUGAUCUUGCAUAUAUGGGAUACCCACAUGGCGGUUGUCUUAGGCAGGCCGAUUGCCACCCAGCUGCAACAGAGGACCUUCACACUCCCCCAAGAUGUCUGCGCACGGCAAGAAUGGACGCUUCCAACGAAGAGAACGGAAGCUGACCCGCCCACGGCAUUCUCCGUGCUUCUAGCGGGCUACAAUACCGCUUAUCAAUACUUUCCCACCAUCCAUCGAAUCGAGCAGAAAGGUGGUCGACAGGAAGACUACGUCACAGUAGACAAAGUCCACGCGGCUAUCAUGCAAAACAUACAUUCCUUGCCUUCUUGGUGCCGCGCGGACAAGUCGGAUUCGCGGUAUGACCGGGAAGUGGGCUGCACUUGGUUGCCUGCUGCGCGGGAGACUCUAUGGUCCCUCGUUCAUUUUGUUCUACUCGCUUUACACAGACCAUACAUCUUCUCCGCGCCAGAAAGCCGCACCCGUGCCUUGAAGGCCGGUUUACAAAUCCUUAAUGCCCAAUCUAGACUCUUCCGGUUAUUCGAACAGCAACAGCCAAAGGUAUUCAAUAUGAUAUAUGCGUCGUUCGAUGCUCUUGUACUUGUGGCUGCUAUCUACAUCCUCUACCCGCAGGAGAAUCGCGAAGAUUUGAAGGAGUCAUUGCAAAGCAUUGAAUGGGGGUUAAGCACAUUGGCUACGUUAGGGGAACACAAUGAAAUGGCGAGGACUGCACACGGAGUAGUUCUAGCGCUCUACCGUCGGUUAAAACCGCGUUUGGACAAUUACCGCUCUAGUGCAUCUAUGAAUGGUGAAUCCAGCGAUAAUAUACACGCCCCUGCACCACACCCAAUGCAAGAUCUGUUCUUUCAGCACCUCUCCGGUGUCACUUCGCCCGCGACUAACCAGCCGUUUACUUUACCGGAUGACUUGACCCUUGGUCUCCCGGAUACCGCCCUCCAGUUCGGCGGCACGUAUCCGAGUGACAGCUUCUGGAACUUUAUGAAUGAAUAUACAUUUCCGACCUUCUAUUGAUGGUCUAUCUUUCAUGUCGCUAUACCAAUGCGCUUUUGGACGGACCUUCACUUGUCCCGGUCGCCACAACAUCCUACUGCGUCUCUUUGACUACAAGGAUGAAUAUAGAACAAAUAAUGUCAAAUUUUCUUCCUAUAAGAUACCCGUGAUGUGACAUG
This is a messenger RNA of Aspergillus alliaceus, 2158 nucleotides long. Its product is annotated as fungal specific transcription factor domain-containing protein. NCBI's taxonomy places the organism in Eukaryota, Fungi, Ascomycota, Eurotiomycetes, Eurotiales, Aspergillaceae. The transcript is spliced from 2 exons. Gene Ontology annotation, molecular function: zinc ion binding; DNA binding. The coding region runs from base 102 to 2000 and encodes 632 amino acids. Gene Ontology annotation, biological process: DNA-templated transcription. The record is from RefSeq and is a predicted model, not a curated record. Gene Ontology annotation, cellular component: nucleus.